UUUGCAGGUUCCACUAUUUUGCUGAAUCUGCAAGUCGAUUCCGCCUACAAGCUUGCAUGUUAUUUCACUAACUGGGAGCAAUACAGGCCACAGCCAGCCACAUUCACACCAGCAAAUGUCGACCCCUCCCUAUGUACCCACCUGAUAUAUGCUUUUGCUGACUUGAAAGACAACCAACUUACCACUAAAGAACCGAAUGAUGAAAUACUCUAUAGGCAACUCAAUGAUUUAAAGGACAGAAACAAUGCCUUGCUCACAUUGCUAGCUGUUGGAGGAGGAAUCUUUGAAAACACAAAGUUUACUAUCAUGGUAUCGUCUCCAGAGAAUCGCCGGAAGUUCAUAAGAACUACGAAACAUUUUCUUCGUCUUCAUAAGUUUGAUGGUCUAGAACUUGACUGGGAAUAUCCAGGUUUCAGAGGGAGAGCUCCAGAGGAGAAACAUCAGUUUACCAUCUUGAUCCAGGAACUGUUAGCUGCUUUUGUGGAAGAAGGGGAAGAAACAGGACGGCCACGGCUGUUGCUUUCAGCAGCAGUCUCUUCCAACAAAUAUAUAGUGGAUGCUGGAUAUGAGAUUGCUGAACUGGGGAAGAGUCUUGAUUUAAUCAAUGUGAUGACCUAUGACUUCCAUGGAAGUUGGGCACCCGUAACAGGACACAACAGCCCCCUGCAUAAGGGUUUAGAAACCUAUGAUCCAGUUCCUUUCUACAACUGUGAAUAUGCCAUGAAAUAUUGGAAGGACAAUGGAGCUCCAGCUGAGAAACUUUUGAUGGGAUUUCCAACAUAUGGACGAACAUUUAGACUUACUAGUUCUAAUACUGGAGUUGGAGCUCCAGCAUCUGGUGGAGGUACUCCUGGAAAUUACACCAAAACUUCUGGUGUUUUGGCAUAUUAUGAGGUGUGUGGAUUUUUACAAGGAGCUACCAAGGAAUGGAUUGAAGAGCAGGAGGUUCCUUAUGCUUUCAAGGAUGAAGACUGGGUUGGAUAUGAUGAUGAAAAGAGUUUUCAGCUCAAAGCAGAGUUCUUGAAAAGAGAAAAGUAUGGAGGAGCCAUGAUUUGGACUCUCGGCAUGGAUGAUUUCUCUGGCAUGUUCUGUGGUGAAGGAGCCUAUGUCCUUGUUAAUAAAUUAAAGGAUAUCUUAGAAAAUGGAGAUAAUAACGAAGAUGAUUAA
Molecule: messenger RNA, 1167 nt
Organism: Varanus komodoensis (Komodo dragon)
Lineage: Eukaryota; Metazoa; Chordata; Lepidosauria; Squamata; Varanidae
Product: acidic mammalian chitinase-like
Exons: 9
Biological process (GO): carbohydrate metabolic process; chitin catabolic process
Cellular component (GO): extracellular region
Molecular function (GO): chitinase activity; chitin binding
Source: RefSeq, a predicted model, not a curated record